Arachis duranensis is the source of this 1573-nucleotide messenger RNA. RefSeq lists its product as uncharacterized. Bases 92 to 1207 code for a protein of 371 amino acids. Lineage: Eukaryota; Viridiplantae; Streptophyta; Magnoliopsida; Fabales; Fabaceae. The transcript has 9 exons. The record is from RefSeq and is a predicted model, not a curated record.
GAAUGAAGGGGUUUAACAAGGGCUUUAUAAGUCCACCCAGAUGAACACUACGAAGUGAUUGCUGUUCCACAGAGAAAUCGGAAACUUGAAAAUGGCGACGACCAUUUGGAGAACCAAUUCAGCAAGAAACGCAGUUCGCUAUUUCACUCAGCUGAGCCGCCAGUCCCAUCUCACUCAUCGCACAGCUUCUUCCCCUUCUCUUCCCUCUCGAUUCUCCUCCCUCCGCCACUUCCGAUCUAGUCGCGAUCCUAUCUCUAGGAAUUAUGAGAUUAUUCCUCCGAUGAAUUGGGGGAUUCGCGUUGUGCCGGAGAAGAAAGCCUUUGUGAUAGAGAGAUUUGGAAAGUACGUUAAGACACUUCCCUCUGGAAUUCAUUUCUUGAAUAUCACUAAAGAUAAUGUCACUAUCCUCAUUGAUGGUGUUCUCUACAUCAAGAUUGUGGAUCCUAAGCUAGCUUCUUAUGGAGUAGAGAAUCCCAUUUAUGCUGUCAUUCAGCUGGCACAAACGACGAUGCGUAGUGAGCUUGGUAAGAUUACCCUUGACAAGACAUUCGAGGAAAGGGACACGCUGAAUAAGAAGAUUGUGGAGGCCAUUAGUGUGGCUGCUGAAAGCUGGGGGCUGGAAUGCCUUCGAUAUGAAAUACGGGAUAUCUCUCCUCCACGUGGAGUGAGAGCCGCUAUGGAGAUGCAAGCAGAGGCAGAGCGGAAAAAGAGAGCUCAAAUUCUUGAGUCUGAAGGAGUGAGACAGGCCAACAUCAACAUUGCUGAUGGUAAGAAGAGUGCAGUGAUCCUAGCAUCAGAAGCUGGGAAGAUGGAUCAAGUCAAUAGAGCUAAAGGUGAGGCUGAAGCUAUCCUUCUUGUGUCAAAAGCCCUGAAAGAAAUUGGAGGAGCAGAGGCAGCAAGUUUAAGGGUUGCAGAGCAAUAUAUUCAUGCUUUCAGUAACAUAGCCAAGGAGGGAACGACAAUGUUGCUUCCUAGCUCUGCAUCCAAUCCUGCUAACAUGAUGGCUCAGGCCCUUACUAUGUAUAAAAGCCUGCUUGGUAAUGUUUCCGGAAACAAAUCUUCAUCAACGUCAGGGCAGUUGGAAGGAAAUGAUUCCUCUGGCGAGGGUAACGAUGAAGGUACUGCAACUAAUACUUCAGCUCUGGAAAUCCCAGAUCAUCAUGAAAAAACAGGGUUUUCACUUCAGAGACCCAAAAGAAGGGAAUAGUCUUUGAUUUUGCAAAACUUUGCCAUUCUAGUGAUUUGAUUUGAUUUUAGAGAGGGAAGCUGAAGUUUGUUUGGACUUCUGUUGCUAGUUGCUUAGCAUUGAUCACAGGAUACACAGAGAAUUUAUGACCAUAUAUUCGAAAUCUCUUUUCUUCCUAACGGGCAAAUAUGGCAAGAGAAGAGGAGCAAUUCUUCUGUCUAUCAUGUAUAUUCAUAUACUGCUACUCCUUGUUUACUUCCUUAAAUAAUUCUUGCCUGCACCAUUGUUACAUAGCUUCAUUUGAAGUUAUUUAAUUUUUCAAAAGGUGGGGCUUGAUUAUAUUUUAACUAAUACAUAGGAGGUGCUGUAAUACCCCGAUUCUCCACA